CAAAAGAAACCAAAUGAUGAUGCCGGCACCAGCCACUCUGAAACUUCUAAAAAACGGAAGGUUUUCCAGAAAGUGGAAAAUUCGUGCAUGGAUCCGGUUUUGAAGGACUCGAACGGCCUGCCGUCUGCCAGCAUGACAGAAGGGCUCGCGGAGUCAAUGGACUUGACAAAGAGCCAGGUAAUAAAAAUGAUAAAGUUCUCACCUUUCGGUCUUGACAUUUUUACGUUGUUUUCCUCGUCUAGUAUCCAUCCUGCUUUUAUUUGGUGGUUCUUUUUCCCAGUGUGACGUUUUAGUAACGAAACGGCUUGAAAAGAAUUCUGGAAUUUUAACGUUGCUUGACAAGCCUCACAAUUAGAGCUACUUUCAAAAUUAUUUUGCGAUGAAAUCGCCGAGUAUCCCAAAGAAUUUAGUUGUUCUUGAAUGGCAGUGAUACUUGUGUGAGGUGCGCAGUAUGUGGGAGAAAAGCUAAACGAUAAAGUGACCAGAAGGUGAAGUAAGACAGUGAUCGACAUCAUUGAAAAUGGAUGAAAUCGCCUAGCUUUCCAUUAACUUGACUGAGUUGGCACACGGCCUGCACUGCACACGCUAGCAGCGGCUCUGUGUCAAUGCCGAUUUUUUGUUGUGCUCUCCCGUGUGGCUCGCGGUCAUCUUUUUAAAAAAGAGGAGUGACAUUUUGCAGGAAAGUGUAAAAAGGAGACAGUUCUUGACUAGUGCUACUACUACGGUUAUUUACAUUUUUAUUUAUUCCACAGGUUACCAUUUGGUUUUAGAACCAUCGCAGGCUGUCAAAAGAGGGAAAAUAUGUACCGAGACAGUACAGUCAGACAGCUGAGUCACAGUAAAUAAACAAAAUAAAGAUAGCGAAUGGUCAUAAAAUAUUAUUUCGUGUCAUUGCUCUGUUCAUAUGAAAAAAUCAUAGCCCAUUUUAAUGCAGUUUCGGAAGUGCUUCAUUUAAGUAGCAAUAAUAUGCACUUUUUGACUGUGUGGGAGGGCCUGAUGGGAGAAUAAAUGCGAAAAAAAAAUAUUUAAAAUAAAGGCGAAUGUCUCUAGCUAUGAUUCCUGGGAACGAUAAUCACUUCUGAGCUGCUUUGUCACUGUUUACUGUGCUUGUCACCUUUGCCGCCCGCCUGAAAUAACUUUUUGCUACUCCAUAAAUCACUCUCGGGACUUCCACACGGAAGAUCGAGGUGGACGUGAGCGUCUGCGCAGACAUAUAGGGAAAGACGAAGGAAAAGAAAUAACAACAAGCUAAAUCGUGUUUGAGCUACGACUGCGUCCCAGGUCAGCUGAAUCUUUGCAAUGAACUCGAAGCUAAAUAAAAAAAAACGAGUAACCAUGCAGAGCAGCAUCAUGAUUUUCGCGCACUUCAUUCCCUUCAAAACUUUGUCUGUUCUCUCCUUGCAGCUUUGUUUAGAACCUUUUUUAGUCAUUGUUGACUGGAGCCUUGUUUUUAACCUACGAGCUGCCGAAAAGGACCUUUUCCUGCUGCGAUAGUUACAGGGUGUACCAUCAGAAGCUUGCAGAUCAAAAUCAAAAUCAUGCUCUGCUGAGGUAAUUCCUAAAACUUCUUCAUGCUAUCUAUACCAUAUUAUCGAGUUUAAUUUGGUUUAAGAAAUCGUAUCUCCGUGGAGAUUUAAGAACCUCGAUAAAGAAGACUCCAUUGUCGGUGCAUACACUACAUGAACUGACUGGUGAAAACGCAGAAGUCUAUUACCAAGCGCAGUUUUGUAGAGAUAAUCACCUUAUGUUGUUGUUAUUUGUAUCAUGUUGAUACCUUUAACAGAGACGUAGCUAGUAAUGGGCCGGUGACCCCCCUUUCCAAAACGAAAACAAUAAUAAUAGAGGCAAACCUGUCAUCGCGGUAAAAAGAGUCUUACUUUAUAGAUUUGUACCUCGGACGAGUGAUUGAAACUGCACAGGGAGAAAAUUCAAUUGGCCGUGUUGGCAUCAACCGCGCUACAAGAUAUUGGACAGGCGCCAUUGUCAUUUUAGAGCCACCAUUCUCCAUCAACAGAAGUGGCACAAUUCGAAAAAGAAAAAGGUAAAUUGACGCGAGCAAUUUUGUCUCAGUUGUUGCAGUUUCAGUCGCCAAUCUAUUAUGUUCUAACAAAGGAAGCUUGGUUGUGGCGUGGGUGAGGAGCUGGCGGAGGAACCCCUUACCCUCUCCGCGAUGAAAAGUCCUGCCUUCACCACUGAUUUGUUGCUUGAAAACUGUGAUCAGAUGGUGUUGUGCACUGAAAACCAUACGCAAACUGGCUUUUCCAUUUAUCACCAAACUAAAAGAUGCGUCGUGUUCCUGGAUUUACCCCAGGCUAUAUUUAUCGAAGAAAAAAUGGGUAUUCAGCUAUAAGCGUGUGCGUGUUGUGAAUGUUGCAAGAUAUGAUAAUUACAUGCUAAGUAAUUCCUAUUUAGCUUUUUGCUUUUGGCUUUUUCCUAUGACAACCUUAUUGCAAUUAGGUUUACGCAAUAUUGCCACACGAGUAAAUGAUCUCUGUAGAGCGUGCUGUAUCAACGAAGUUUAGAAGUGUUGGAUUAGCGAACUCGCGCGUGUUGUGAACAUCGCUAGUGCACGCGUUACUUCCUAGGAAGACCUUAUGGCUCUGCUUCGCACACUGACAAUUUUGUGCCUAUUGUGGCAUACGUCCUUGGUUCUGCGACUGAUGGAUGUGCACCCCACUUUUCGCAUAUGCUAGUUAAGAGAAAGCUACUAAGAAAACACACGGAACUUACAAACCCGUGAUUGCUUGCAGUUGUCUGAUACCAUCCUGCAAGCCUCUCUGGCGUUGGUGCUAAUCUACCUAUCAAACGAUGUUCAAUUGAAUCCUGGGCCUCUGCCCAAGGAAAUAUGCUACUCGUGUUCAACAUCAAUAGCUGCAGAGCACCGUGCCAUUCCUUGCAACAUUUGUUCUCAGAUGUCACGGCGAAGUACGCGGGAUUGUCGGUGAAGGAUUUUGUGAAGUGGAACUAGAGUGCCACCACAAGUGGUAA
Molecule: messenger RNA, 2988 nt
Organism: Porites evermanni
Lineage: Eukaryota; Metazoa; Cnidaria; Anthozoa; Scleractinia; Poritidae
Source: the annotation of a GenBank genome assembly